GCUGUCUGGUUCUCGCCGCGACUUGUCAAACACACAUUACAUCGUUUGUCAGGGGAAACGAAACACCUUAAUUUUACAGUAUGGCAAACAUCGAUUCGGAUGCCAUUCGCCAAGCUUACGAAGACGUAAGGAACGACUCAUCUCCCACAGUUUGGGCCGUCUUCAAAUAUGAAGACAAAAAAAUCGUCUACACCGGCGAUUGUGGGGAAAACUACGAUGAUUUUUUAAACUUUUGUGAAGAUGACAACCGUAUUUACGCAUACGUUCGUGUCGAAACUGGGGACGAGAUGAGCAAACGGGCUAAAUUCGCUUUGAUUACAUGGUUAGGAAAGGGCGUCUCGGCCAUGAAUAAAGCUAAAGUCAGCACAGACAAAGCUCUUCUCAAAGAAGCAUGUCCGAAUUUUGCACUAGAACUGCUUGAAGAAGACAAAGCUGAAAUUAGCAAAGAAAAAGUGGUGGAGGCCGUGAAGAAAGCUGGAGGCGCAAAUUAUGGCACUGGAAAUUAAACUUUCACCCGGAAAUUUUGAACAAAAUAUGACUCAAAGAGACGAUCCUCUAAUUCAAACUGGUUUUGUAUUUAAAUCAUGAUUGUAGUAUUUUACCCUGUAAUAAAUUGAUUCAUCA
Molecule: messenger RNA, 624 nt
Organism: Dendronephthya gigantea
Lineage: Eukaryota; Metazoa; Cnidaria; Anthozoa; Malacalcyonacea; Nephtheidae
Product: coactosin-like protein
Exons: 4
Coding region: 81-506 (141 amino acids)
Biological process (GO): regulation of actin filament polymerization
Cellular component (GO): actin filament; site of polarized growth; cortical actin cytoskeleton
Molecular function (GO): actin filament binding
Source: RefSeq, a predicted model, not a curated record